CAGUGGGUGCAGUACAUAAUUCAGUCCCAAUGAGGGGACACCCCUGUCUCUCCUCUCCGGUCAAGCCUCGGAAGCAGCAGCCUCGGCUCAGCCUGCGGACCGACUGGCCGAUGGGUGUUUCCUGCUGCGGGGUGGAUGGAGGAUCAACCUUGGAGAAGGACGAAGGCUGUGUUUGUGUUGCAGGUAAUGCGUGACUUCCAGCGGCUAAGGAGAGGAAGGACAGGGCAGAGCGAGGAACAGACAGUCUGUGGUGAUCUACAGUAGGACGUAAACAUUGUCAUGCCCUGCUGCACCGCCUUCCCGCGUCCGCUUCCUUCUCUUCGGCUUCAGGACAGCGGCAUCAGAUUGUGAGGAUAACCGAUGAGCAGAAGCAGAGGAGAAGCCUUCCUUCAGAGGUAAAUAUUUGGAAGCCGUGCUGAAGUUGUGUUCGGGAUAGGAGGCUGCGGUGGCCCACGGGCUGCGCCGUGGCCCCCCUGCAUCUUGACUUUGCUGUGUUCGUGUUUUGCGGCCAUGCUGCAGCCAGCAUCUUCAGACCUUUUCCCGACUUGAGAUACUAGUUCUUUCAUGGCUUACAAAUCCUCUGAGGCAGAACAUUACUCGAGCUACAUGUGAAUGUUAUUUUUUCCAGGAUAUUAAUUCCUCAGAGCCGCUUUGAUGAUGGACAUUUUCAUGAGCUGCAAAACAGUUUUAUUGCUCAGAAUACUUCAUGUCAAAGCUCCAAACAGAUCUGGAUUCUAGAAGAUGUGAGCAGCUGCAGUUGUUUUGGUAAAGCAUCUGACACACUGAUGAAACCUGCCUCUGCAUGACUGCUUGGUGGGAUCAGAGUUAAUAUUAUCACUUUCACAUUUUUGCUGCACCAUGGGGGCCAAGCAGACCAAAGGCCAGGAGUCUGGAGGAGCCAGUCCUCAACACAGCUGGAAGCGGACCCCCACCAAGGAGCGGGGUGACAUCUUGGCGUCCCUCAUGCUGAAGUCAGGGGACAGGCUGAACCGAGGUGGGACACCACCGCCUUAUCAGCGCAGAAUCGGCAUGAUCCAGGAGAUGAUGCUGAUGGCCAAGCAGGGCAAGCAGGACGAGGCCACUGAGAUGCUAAAAACACUCCGACAGGAUUUGGGCAUGGAGUCAACAUCUCUGGAUGACGUGUUGUACCGCUACGCCAGCUUCAGAAACCUGGUCGACCCCAUCACUCAUGACCUGAUUAUCAGCCUAGCACGAUAUGUCCACUGCCCCAAGACGGAGGGCGACUCUCUUGGGGCAAUGGAGAAGGUUUGCCGUCAGCUGACCUACCAUCUCAGCCCCCACUCGCAGUGGAGGAGACAGGGCCUGCUCAAGAGGAAACCCCAGGCCUGUCUGAAGGCAGUGCUGUCGGCCCCUCCAUCCACUGGGGCGUUGGAUCUCUCCGGGAUCCCCCUGACGGCUCGGGAUAUGGAGCGUCUGUGCGCCCACCUGCAGCGACACGCUUCCACCGUGAUCAGCUUGGAGCUGGGCUUCACGGAGCUCACUGAUGAGGCCUUCCUCCUGCUUCUGCCCACAUUGGCUGGCCUGCCGCACCUCGAAACCCUGGCGCUAAACGGAAACAGGCUGACCAGAGCUAUUCUGAAGGAGCUGACUGAUGCCCUGAAGGAUCCUGGCAGUUUCCCUAGUGUGACGUGGAUUGACCUGGGCAACAAUGUGGACAUCUUCUCCCUACCACAGCCCUUCCUUGUCAGCCUGAGAAAGCGCUGUCCAAAGCAGGGCAACCUGCCCACCAUCCUGGAGUUCGGAGAAAGCCAAGCCAGCGACCCCCCAGAGAGGCUGCGAGGGAUUGGAGAAGAGGAUGAGACCGACGACACCAACAGGACUGAGAGCAUGGGAGAGCUCCGGUCUGAGGUGGAGGAGGAGCUGGAUGGAGAGACAGAGAUAGAGGAGAUGAUGGAGGAACUGCUGGACUUUGACCGGGAGGUGCAGGGGAAGGACGAGGAGGAGGACAGCAUGUGGACGGUGCAGGAGCAGAGGAAAGGAGGCAGGCAAAGGCGGAGGGGAGGGAAAGAGGAGGAGGAGGAUGGGGAGAGGAGGAAAGAGAGGCCCAAGAAGGUGGUGAUGACAGAAGACGAAGACGACACGCAGAGCCGCUCCUCUCACCUGUCCUGCUCCAGCCAGUCGCAGCACUCGUCAAUAGUGGCCGAGCCAAUGAGAGUGGAGGAGGAAGACCUGACUGACCAAUCGGAUCACUUGACCUGACUGCUGCUCUCUGCUCUGCUCUGCUUAUAUUUCCCCUCCUGUGUCGAGUCCUGUCUGGAAAAAAAUGGAGGAGCAAGAAAGAGAGAAAGAGACUUUGUCUAAAAGGAGAGAUAACACUCUCAAAGCUGAAAGUCAAAGAGGCUGUGGUAGCUAGGAUGUAAUCCAUAUGAACACGUCACUUGAUACACCCUCUACUGAUCGGAUUUGUGACCAGCUGAACCCAGGUGACUCUGUGUGUGCAGCUGCUGACUGUAACAUGAGAUGACAAUCCCCAAAAGGACCUCUGUCUAUCAUAAAUGUCUGUUGUUUCAAGUCUGAGAAGGAUGUUAAUGCACAGAGGAGACAGCUCGAUUAAACCACACAAGGCUUUUAAGUAUAGUGGGGAAUGUUAACACAUACCUUUAUUCAGGUUCUUCCUCCUGGUAAUCCUGGUAAUACCUACAUGUGCCUGUAACAUGUCCUGUUACUGGUUAAGAGUGUGCAAGAGAUUAACAUAUAAAGAAUAACACAAACUAGUCAGUGCCCUAAUGUUUAAAAAAAUGCUUUUGCCAAAAACUCAAAGUGGAAAUGGAUAAACUGCCUCCCUCCCACAUAUCUCAGUGGCAAACCAGAUGGAUCAAAGGACAGACAGGCCUCAAAAGUCAAGCCUAAAGAUUCACAAUCCUUAAGAAAAGAACAGAUGUAUGGUGCAUUCGUGCAAGAGAGGUGCCCUGAAGGCACAGAUAAAGUGAGUCACUGGAAAGCAAAAGAAGCAAACAACUGAAACAUCACAUUAUAGGCCUAAUAGAAAUGGUGUGAAAACAGGGAUUUGAGCGUCCUCUUGCAAAAGGAGAACGGCUGGGUGAAGUGAACAUGUACAGUGGGUAGAUAACAAUCUUAUUGCCAUAUAUCCCAAAGCAAAGUGCCGGGUAUCAAGUUGAAAUAUUUAGUAGCUUUUUUCUCAUAAUCCAGGUCAUGUUUCACUCCAUGGUACUGUACACUAGCGUGCGUCACAUGCUUACCGUGCUGUGUUAUAUAUAGGCCGCAGCUUUGAAAACCAUCACAUAACAGUGUCUGCUGGAUUGUGACAAAUUAGAUCCCCUUGCAGUUUGUAGCUCAUGUCCAGCUUGUGCUUUCCCUCAUGUGUCACAUAUAUGUAAUCCAUGCAGAGCUUUAAGAAUUAGCUGUAUUUUUUUAAUGUACAAUUUAUAUAUAUACAUAUAAAUGAAUAUAUUUGUUUUUUAUCUGUUCAGGGACAUAGUUUAGACUUUAGAUAUGAGCUAGAUAUAGAUAUCAAUGAUUCAGUUGCUCAUAAAUGUUGGGCUUCUAUCCUGGGAAUAAUCCUGGAAAAUUCAUACUUUUUAAUAUUGUGUCCAGCUGCAGCUUGAACUUGGUGUAGUUGUAUAGAAGAGAGCCUUACCUAUAGAAGUUUAAAAACUAAUAAAUGCAAUUAGAAUUUUCCCCCAGACAGCUGCCACAUCUGCUCCUACAUUAAUCUUUGGUGCUUUAGACAUUUGUUGCAUAAAAAAAUGAUGACAUUUUGUGACAUGUAAGACGCUUUGUAGUUGCAUUACAGAAUCUCCCAGCAACCUCAGCCGGGUCCGUCAAGGAGUUCUCAUAUGGAUUAUCGAGACUGUAUGCAAUAAUAUCCAAUUAAAACAGACACGAGGGGUGAUUGAUAAGGACAAGGAGGAGGUGAGUUAUAAAGCUCUUGUUACACUCAGUUCAACAUUGGCCUUCAUGCAGUGACUCUUAGCUCAUUUUUUUUGACACGUCUUAUUUAAUGAUCUCUAUAUUCUUGUGUUUUAUUGCUUUUGUUAGCCCUAUUUCAUUAUAUUUCUUUUCACCUUUAUUUGCUAAUUUUGCACACAAAACAAAUACAGAUUAACUUUACUGAAUAUUAACAGGUCAAUUUUUUUGCCCUUUUUUUCUUGUCAUUCUGUCUUCUUUCAUUCUCCAUCAAGUCAUGGUGCCUGUUCAUUUUCUCAGAAGGUGUUUACUUGAAAUUUCUUAUUGUCUGAAACAGAAAAAAACAAACAAACAGUAAAAUCACAACCUUUCAGUGUAAACAAGCAUUCAGCUGCAAGUGAAUGUAACAAACACUGUACAACUCAUCUCCUUCCAUCUCAGACCACAAACAUAUCAAUCACCUUUCAUGGACACAAUAAUAGUGUACAUGAGCCCAGUAAAGACCUACCACACUAUUUACCUGCAGUUUUUCAUGAAUACCAACAAAAAGCUGUGCCUAGAGUAAUUUUAAAGGGGCACUCCACUGACAUAAUCCAUCUCAACCCAUGAAAACAAUUCAGAUGUUCUCUGUUACAAUUGAGGGUGUUUUCUAUAGUUUAUGAACAAUAAAUAACCUUGACGACAUAAUCUGUUACCGUCACUGUCUUUAGACUUCCAACAGAUUUGACAAGUUUUACAAAAUACAGUGUGGUGUUGCACUGUGGGAACUGUAGCCUUCAUUGUUGUCAGUUUUAAGGUCCAGCGUGUAAGAUUUUGUGGGAUUUCAGAGGAUGUCAUAUUCAGAAUCAUGUUUUCAGUUGUGUAUAAUAACAUGAAAAUGAGACUGUGUUUUCAUUAUUUUAGAACGAGUCAUUUAUAUCUAUAAAGGGAGCAAGUUAAUGCCAUGUUUCCACUGUGUUUAAAACAGACUUUUUCUUUCGGCAGUUUUAUAAAAGAUGUCAUUCAGUGUUCAGUGUGGACCAGAUGUAAUAUCCCCUUUACUAAAAAUCCCACAGUAGAUAAAACACAUACUGCCCCUCUGCAAUGGAGGGUAUUCCGUUAAUCUACAACUUGACCACCAGAUAUCACUAAAUUUUACACACCGAAUCUUGACAUUUAUUUAACAUGGACUGUGGAUUUAAAAUCAGGAAUCUCGGGUCUUUGAUGUAUUGAUUUGAGCUAUUGUUGACUUGUAUCUUAAUCCUACCUUUACAGGAGUGUUAAUUUUUAAUUAAUGCAAAAUUAUAAAAAUGGUAUGUUUUGAAAAGCAACAGUUUAAUGUAAUUUCGUACAUUUCAAUGUAGGUAUCCAUUGACCUUAACCUGAAUACAUAAAGAAAUCCAUGUUUUAUACUGUAUAAUGCAGAAAACAAAGAUGUAUUCAUUAUUGCUCUUCAGUAAGUCCUUUGAAAGCCAGUACAUCUGUGGAACAAUGAUUACCUGUUAGAGGGUUCUGAGGUAACAUGAUUUGUCACCCAGUGCAGGUGUGUGUUUAUUUACACUGCCACAUAAUGCUUAAAGAUUUCUACCCAGCUAUCACUUCAUUAUUACAAACUAACCUACAGACAUUCUGUAGUUUUAUACCAAGAGCUGACAUAGACAUAAUUUCCCUUUAAAGUAUUUUUACAAUAAGCUAAUAUUACAGUGACCCUGUAAACUCAACUUUGUAACUUCAAUGAAUCCUUUAAACUAAGGCUGUGGUGUGUGUGCUAACAUACUCUGGAGCAUUUUCAGAGACACAUAGUUCAUGUGAGACAGGGUAGGGCUGUGCACUAUGACCAAAAUAUUCCAUCCAAGUGUUGGUAAUUUUAUAUCCAGAUGAUGUUACAUAUCACAAUAUAAUGCAUUUUCUAUAAUUUAAUAAACAGGUCAUAUAAAUAGACCACAUGGAAAGGCCUGUUUCUUCAGUUAUACUCUCAACUAAUAAGUAUUUACUCAUAUGUUUGCAUUUUCCCCAUUUAUUUCAGAUCUUUGUGUAAAAUUUCACUUAUGCAUGCACAAAAAUAUAAAAUCUUAAUGUAUAAAAAGGAUUUAGAGAAAUCAUUCGUGAAUUAUUUGUCAAUAUGGUCAACAAUAUUAAGUCCAAAGGGAUGAUUUUCCACAACACUAGAAUGACACAGAAUGGCCAAAAAAAGUCCCCACCUGGAUUUAAACACAGCAAGGAGUUCAAAGCCUUCCACUGGAUAAUUCCUGCAGUGACUAAUAUGUUUCAUCUGCAACAAAUUCUUUAACUAAUGCAGUGAGUAGCUUCUCAUUUCUUAAACCAACAUCAGUUUGAUACAGAGCAUAAAGACUGGACUAUGUUUCAAUGGAAAAAGGUCAUGUGGUCCUACCCAUUAUGCCUAGUGCCUACAGUACAAGCCUGUGGGGCAGUGUUAUGAUCUGGGGUUGAUUCGGUUGGUCAGGUCUAGGUUCAACAGUGUUACGUGUCCAUAAAAUCAGUUGAAUCUGAACAUACUAAAUGACCAGGUCUGACCAUCAGUAGAGGUUUUUCUUCUUUGAUGACACAGACAUAUUCCAAGAUGACAACACCAGAAUUCAUUGGAUUGUGAAAGAGUGGUUCAGGACUGUGAGACAUCAUUUUCACACAUGGAUUGACAACCAAAGUCCAGACCUGAACCCACUGAGAAUCUGUGGGAUGUGAUGAACAAGACAAGAUCUUGGCCAAACCUGAAUGCAACUAUGGAUGGAAAUAAAUGUUCAUAAAUUUGCUUAUCAAAACAAUAUUGUGGUGAAUAUGUGCCAUAAUCAAAGCCAAAGGCAGUGCAACAAAAUGUUAGUGUGGCACUUUAUUUUUAGACCGUGUAUUUGAGUAGUAGCUGCAAAUAAAUGUUGAUACAGGUCUCACAUAGAUAUUGGUUUAUAAAAUAUUAAAUAUAAACAUGGCAAAUUAAGGGUGAUCAUAAAUAUUUCCAUUAUGUUCAUGAUUUGUCACACAGUGAAUCACAUGAUAUACUGAUCAUCAUAUUGCACAGCCCUAGGAAAAUGUGCUUGAAUAACCCACUAAUUUUCAGCAGCUGUAGACAUUUAUGGAGGAAGUCAAAAUUGUGUAAUAUUGACUACUGUACAGUACAUUCAGAUUGUAAUGUGAGCAUAUGUGCAACAUGAGUUGCUGUCACUGCAGAUAACUGGCUCAGUCUGUGGCCUGGACCCUGGUCUGAGGGUCGAACUAAAGCUUUGGUCCCUAUUCUCAGGUUUACUGUGGUUUUCUGCCUGCUACUGUAAUAGGACUCCCUGUGGCUGCAGAGGGAGAGAGUUAACCAGUAAGGCAAAGAGUGUGCGUUAACAUGGUUUAGGUCAUGUUCUGAAGCCAUGUACCUGUCUGUCUUUAUAUUAUGAUCACUACACACUGAAAUGAGCUGAUCCAUCUGAACAGAUGUGUGUUAAAAAGUGCCAUUGACCAACAAAGCAAUUUGUUUAAAGUAAGUUCUAUAUAAAUUGGUUGUAUUUUAUUUAGCUUAAGUCUGCUUUUAAAAUGUAUAUCAAACUGUAGACACAUGUCCAUGCUUUGGUGAUUGUGCUUGUGUUUCACAGUGCGUUCUUUGUACAGCAGUCAGGCACAAUGACUGAUGUUGCUCUGCCCGUUAAGGCAGAAUGUAUUAGGUAGUAUCAUGGUGCUUAAUUUGGAGCACAGAGGGCCGGUGAAUGCUUUUCAAAGUGAGCAGAGGAUGUGAAGUUUCCAUAUAUGUUUUAAUUCAUCGUGAAUCUCAAGGACUUUGUCAAUACGUCUAAUGUGUAAAAAGAAACAUGGCUAUAUGAAUCUGAAGGCAUGAGUGUAUGCAGUAGCCUGUUUCUCCUCUCCCUAUAUAUUCCAAACUACAGUAUACCUCUGUAUCUAUACAGUAUCUUCCUGUCACUCUCUCUUUUUCUGAAGCUCUUGUGGAACUAAUUUCUGUCAUUCAACAGUAUCAAGGGGAUCCAUUAAAAAUAAUGCUCUGGGCUGUCAUUUAAAGACACAGAUAUAAAACCAUAUGAUUUGCUGUUAUGAUAUGGAACUGACCAAUAAAUUCUGAUAUAAAA
Sphaeramia orbicularis (orbiculate cardinalfish) is the source of this 7946-nucleotide messenger RNA. It is a transcript of the gene lrrc75a, whose product is annotated as leucine rich repeat containing 75A. The coding region runs from base 859 to 2220 and encodes 453 amino acids. The transcript is spliced from 5 exons. NCBI's taxonomy places the organism in Eukaryota, Metazoa, Chordata, Actinopteri, Kurtiformes, Apogonidae. The record is from RefSeq and is a predicted model, not a curated record.